AUGAAGUUCCUCGUCGUCGCCCUUGCCCUGCCCCUUGCCUUCCACGCGCUUACCCUGAAAGGAAGCGCCAAGAUCAGCGAUGAGGCUCGCAAGCUCUCCGGAAAGGAGCUCGUCGACUAUGUGAACAGCGUGCAGUCCGCCUGGACGGCCAAGCUCAACCCCCGCUUCGCCGCCUACCCCGACAAGGUCAAGCAGAAGCUGAUGGGCGUCAAGAACAUUGCCGUCCCCAUGGAGUACCGCGUGAAUGAGGUUGACACCAUCCUCGAUGGAGUCCCGGCCUCGUUCGACGGACGUGUCCAGUGGGGAGCUAUGUGCCCCUCGGUCAAGAACAUCCGCGAUCAAUCUUCCUGCGGAUCCUGCUGGGCCUUCGGAGCUGCUGAGGCCAUGACUGACCGUACAUGCAUUGCUUCCCAGGGAAAAUUCACCGACCCGCUGUCGGCUGACGAUAUCCUGGCUUGCUGCGGAUUCUCGUGCGGUGACGGAUGUGAGGGAGGAUACCCGAUUGAGGCCUGGCAAUUCUGGGUCCACAAGGGAGUCGUCACCGGUGGCAGCUACCAAUCCAAGUCCGGAUGCAUGCCAUAUCCGUUUGCCCCCUGCGAGCACCACACCAACGCCACCCACUACCAGCCGUGCCCCGGCCAAAUCUACCCCACUCCCAAGUGCCAGAAGCAGUGCCAGUCCGGAUACGCCAACCAGUACUCCCAGGACAAGCACUACGGAUCGUCGGCCUACUCUGUCAGCUCCAAGGUUGCCGCCAUCCAGUCGGAGGUGUACGCCAACGGACCCGUCGAGGUCGCCUACGAGGUCUACGAGGACUUCGAGCACUACACUGGAGGUGUCUACGUUCACACCGCUGGUCAGCUUCUCGGAGGACACGCCGUCAAGCUCCUCGGAUGGGGAACUGACUCCGCUUCCGGCCUCGACUACUGGCUCAUUGCCAACUCGUGGAACGAGGACUGGGGAGAGAACGGAUACUUCCGCAUUGUCCGUGGACGUGAUGAGUGCGGUAUCGAGUCUGGCGUCGUCGCCGGCAAGCCGAAGGUC
Messenger RNA from Mesorhabditis spiculigera, 1044 nucleotides. Lineage: Eukaryota; Metazoa; Nematoda; Chromadorea; Rhabditida; Rhabditidae. The record is from the annotation of a GenBank genome assembly.